Molecule: messenger RNA, 611 nt
Organism: Suncus etruscus (white-toothed pygmy shrew)
Lineage: Eukaryota; Metazoa; Chordata; Mammalia; Eulipotyphla; Soricidae
Gene: C10H15orf62
Product: chromosome 10 C15orf62 homolog
Exons: 1
Coding region: 40-561 (173 amino acids)
Source: RefSeq, a predicted model, not a curated record
UGAGGCAGCAGGAGGGUGCACGGGCCCUCGGGGGAGCCCAUGGAGACCUGGAGGAAAGGCUCCUUCCGCAACGCCUCCUUCUUCAAGCGGCUGAGCCUGGGCCGGCCUAGGCGGCUCCUGCGGCGCCAGGGCAGCGUGCUCAGCCAGGCCAGCACGGCCGGCGGUGACCACGAGGAAUACAGCAAUCGCGAGGUCAUCCGCGAGCUGCGAGGCCGCCCCGACGGCCGGCGCCUUCCCCUGUGGGGGGACGAGCAGCCAAGGGCCACCCUGCUGGCCCCACCCAAGCCCCCUCGGCUCUACUACCGGGAGAGCACCAGCUGCCCCAACAUCCUAGAGUCCCCGGCCGCCUACCCCGCAGCCCUGCCUUCGGCCAUCUCCCUGGCUGGCCCGCUGGACCGCUACUCAGAAGAGGACCUGCUGGACAGCCCCCCCUUCCCGAGGACGCCCCCUCCGGACCUCAGCGACCCCUUCUUCUCCUUCAAAGUGGACCUGGGCAUCUCCCUUCUCGAGGAGGUGUUGCAGCUGCUGAGGGAGCAGUUUCCCAGCGAGCCCCGCUUCUGAACUGGGGUGAAGGUGCUGAGCACAGAAGGUGAUCAGGCCAGGAGUCCUGG